AUAGAGUUUUGAGGAAUUUUGAGGAAUUCACAUCAUUUCACUGCGCAAAGUCUGAUGUUUUAGUAAUAGUAACACUGCAGACGGCAACAUGUCGGAUAGUGCAGACGCAGGCGGCUCGGAGCAGGAUGACUUCUCGUUUUUACGAACGGAUGACAUUUUCUGCCUGAGCUGUGUGACGUCCUCCAGGGACAGUGAUACAACAGAGAGGGUGUGUCUGGCUGCUGAGGGGUUCGGAAGUCGUGUGUGCUUCCUGGAAAAUAUCUCCAGUAAGGAUGUCCCGCCGGAUAUUUCGGUUUGUUCCUUUGUGUUGGAGCAGGCACUUUCGGUCAGAGCUUUGCAGGAAAUGGUGUCUGCCUCAUCUCCGGAAUCUACUGCUGCUCAGUCUGGACAUAGGACGCUACUGUAUGGACAUGCUAUCCUACUUCGACAUCUCCACAGCAAUAUGUACUUGUCCUGCCUUUCCACCAGUUCCUCAAAUGAUAAACUAGCAUUUGAUGUUGGCCUUAAAGAAAAAGCACAAGGUGAAUCCUGCUGGUGGACCAUUCAUCCAGCAUCCAAACAGAGGUCAGAAGGUGAAAAGGUCAGAGUCGGAGAUGAUCUGAUUCUGGUCAGCGUUUCCUCUGAAAGAUACCUUCAUAUAGGCAGUGGUUCCAUGGUGAUUGCGUCAUUCCAACAGACAUUGUGGACAGUGAACCCGAUGUCCUCUGGUGCUUAUAGACUGAAGUCUGUGGGUUAUGUAUUUGGGGGUGAUGUCAUUCGCCUCUUUCAUGGACACAUGGAUGAGUGUCUGGCUAUCCCUGAAGCAGGCAGUGAAAACGAAUUCAGUGCUGUGAUGUAUGAAACUGGAGCAGUGUGUAGUCAUGCCAGAUCUUUAUGGAGGAUAGAAAUCAUCAAAACUAAAUGGUCAGGGGCAUUCAUUCAGUGGGGACAGCAGUGUCGUUUACGUCACGUGACCUCAGGUCGUUAUUUGGCAGUGACACAUGACAAACAGGUUAUCACAGUUCACAGGAACAAAGCAGCAGAAAGAGCUGUCACCUUUUAUCUCCUCCAGACCAAGGAUGAGAAGAAGCAGUCUGAGACUUCAGAAGAUGAGGGGAUGGGAAAGUCAGACAUCAAGUAUGGUGACACCAUUGUGUUCAUCCAGCACUGUGAUACAGGACUCUGGCUAUCUUACCAAACAACAGAGGUCAAAAAGAAAGGAGUGGGCAAAGUGGAGGAAAAGAAGGCUGUGAUGUUAGUGGAAGGACAUAUGGAUGAUGGGUUUACAUUCUCUAGAGCCCAGGAAGAGGAAUCAAGGUCAGCUCGAGUCAUACGCAAGUGCCAGUCAAUCUUCCAUAGGUUUAACAAUGUUCUGGACACUUUGAAAACAGAAGGGCGAUCUGGAGCAGCAUGGUCUAGGAUAACUCUAUCAGAAGUCCUAAAAUGUUUGGAAGAUUUGAUAGAGUAUUUUGCACAACCUGACAAAAAUGAAGAACAUGAAGAGAAACAGAACAAGCUGAGAGCUUUACGUAACAGACAAGACUUAUUCCAAGAGGAGGGUAUGAUAGCAAUGAUUCUGGAGACCAUUGACAAGUUCAGUCAGUACAAGAGUCCUCGUCACUUUGCUCACUAUGCAGGAGAAGAGGCUACAGACAAAUAUGAAGACAUUGCCAGUUACCUCUACCUCUUGUUGGCUGCCAUGAUUCAGGGUAACCGUGCCAAUUGUGCCCAGUUUGCCCAGUCUUACCGCCUGGACUGGUUAGUGAGGAGGCUGGAAGGGCAGCAGUCCUCUAAAGGUGUGCUGGACGUCCUACACUGUGUACUGAUAGACAGUCCCGAGGCCCUGAACAUGAUCAAGGAAAAACACAUUAUCACAAUCAUAUCACUCAUAGACAGGCAUGGGCGGGAUCCCAAAGUUCUGGAUGUGUUGCGGUCAUUGUGUGUUGGUAAUGGUGUUGCUGUGAGAACAAAUCAAAAUCUGAUCUGUGAUAACCUUUUACCUGGCAAGGACUUACUGCUGCAGACUAGCCUCAUCAACCACGUAUCAAGUAUAAGGCCAAAUAUAUAUGUUGGUGUUAAAGAGGGAUCUUCCAUGUACAAGAAGUGGUAUUUUGAAGUAGUCGUCACUCAGUUUGAAGCAGCCAAUCAUCUUCCACCUGUACUUAGAUUGGGCUGGGCCAACACAGAGGGCUUCAUACCAUACCCAGGAGGUGGUGAACACAAAGGUGGAAAUGGCAUUGGAGAUGAUCUGUAUUCAUAUGCAUUUGAUGGAGUCAACUUGUGGACAGGUGGUAAGAGCAAGACUGUGAGGAGUUCUGGGGAUACCUUUAAACCUGGAGACAUUAUUGGCUGUGGCAUUGACCUUACUAUCCCACAGAUUAUCUUCUCUGUCAAUGGAAAACAAGUCCUGGGCUUCUUCAAAGACUUCAAUCUGACAGGACUAUUCUUCCCGGUUAUAACUAUGUCUGCCAAAGUUGGUGCCCGCUUCAUGCUGGGUGGAGAACAUGGUCGACUGAGUCAUGGCCCUCCCCAGAGUCACUCGGCGGUGGUAGAGUCUCUGAUGCCCAGGGACAGGCUGAGACUGGACCCCUGCUUUGUGUUUGGAGAAGUGUCAAAGAAUGUUCUGAGUGGACCAACAGAAAUUACAGACUAUGUUCCCUUUGUGCCAAAAGCUAUAGAUACCUCAAAUAUUCAGUUACCAGUGUACAUAGAAAAAGUAAGAGACCGUUUAGCUGAGAACCUGCAUGAGAUUUGGGCUGUCAGUAAAAUAGAGCAAGGCUGGAAGUAUGGAGAAAUCAGAGACGAUCAAAAGAAAACCAAUCCCUCUCUCACCAAUUUUGAAAAACUUCCCAAAUCAGAGAAGAAAUAUGUAGUGACAGUUGCCUAUGAAACACUGAGAACACUUCUGGCUAUUGGUUACCAUAUAUCAAUGGAUGCUCAGAAGAAGGAAAACAACAGGCUCAAGAUGGUUAAACUUGGCAAUGAUUUUCUGCAGAGCAAUGGCUAUAAGCCAACACCUUUGGACUUGUCCACUGUACAGAUGAGUGAGGUCCUGGAGGACUUGGUAGACAUGUUGGCAGAAAACACACAUAAUGUGUGGGCCAAGGACAGAAUCAAACAUGGCUGGACUUAUGGAUUAUAUGAGGAUACAGCAAACAAAAGAAGCCCAUUCUUGGUACCAUACAGCAGAGUUGAUGAAAAAAUCAAGAAAGCAAAUAGGGAAGAAGCCAACCAGACUGUGAAGACAUUGCUGGCCUAUGGUUAUAAUUUAGAACCACCCACAAGUGAAAUGGGGGAAAGUUCUCUCAAAGCUCAUGUCAGUGAGAAAAUGGAGAAACUGAACAAAACUAGGACCUACAGAGCUGAAACCACAUACGGAGUGACUUCUGGAAAAUGGUAUUAUGAAUUUGAAGUUAUUACUGCUGAGUUCAUGAAAGUAGGCUGGGCUAAGAUUUCUCUUGAUUCAAGUACAGAACUGGGCUUAGAUGGCAGUUCCUAUGCAUUUGAUGGCUUUGGGGGAAGGAAAUGGAAUCAUGGAGCUGAACCUUAUGGAAAACUCUGGAAGACUGGUGAUGUUAUAGGAUGUAUGCUGGAUCUCAAUGACAAAACCAUCACAUUUUCUCUGAAUGGUGAGCUGAUGAUGGACUCUAUGGGUCAGGAGAUAGCCUUCCGAGGGGUGGAGACAGGAGAAGCAUAUGUCCCUGCCGUUACCCUCAGCUGUCACCAGCAGUGCAAACUCAAUCUCGGCCAAGAUGUAAACACACUCAAAUUCUUCACCUGCUGUGGUCUGCAGGAGGGAUAUGAACCAUUUUGUGUCAAUAUGACCCGACAGAUGACACUUUGGUAUGGGAAGGAGUUAGCUUUGUUUGGUGACAUUGGAGAGGAUCAUCCACGACUGCAGGUGCAAAGAAUCCCAGGGGCGAAAAAUGUCACCCCUUGCUUAAAAGUGUUAUCAAAAACUUUUGGAACAUUGGAGAAGGUGCACUUGGAAUACCUUCGUCUUGGACUUCCUGUGAUCUGCAAAGAUGAAUUUGUCACAAGGUCUGCAACAUAUCCUACAGCCUAUGAGAGACGCAUGAACUUGGAAAACAUUCGUAGACAUGAAAUGGACAUCCAGGAAGAGAGUGGCUACUCUCUCAAUGACUUGGACACAACAAUGGAAAAUGGGUCGCUGGACAACAGUCGAAUCCUUACAGCAGAUACUAAACAAGCCAGCAGUCCCUCCAGCAGUGGGCCCAGUGAUGCGACCCAGCCAGAGGCUGCCCCUGUAACCCCCGUCAAUGGGGAAACCUCCAUACAUGAAGAUGAUGAGGAAUAUGCAGAAGACAUGAUGAAUGGUGACACAGACUACAGAAAAUCUGGUUAUUCAGAAGAUGCUGACUUCAAUCAGUCAACAGCUAGUGAUCGUCGUAAAAAAUAUCUGGACAAAAGUGGUCGCCACUCAUUAGAUGAUACAGCACAGGACAAGAUGUCAACGUCUAGAAUUAAACCCGCCUCCAGUGAGUCUCGUCUCAGUGGCACAGACAAGCCAGGGUUGAAUGUUCCUGAGGGGAAGAGAUCAUCCUCCAAAUUAUCCCUCUUGGGAGACAAACUCAUGGAUACUGCAAAGUCCAUUGGAGAUAAGAAGUCUAAAACUGGAAGGUCCCCUUUUCCCAGUAUUUUCAAGAAGUCCAAAGGACAAGACACUCAACAGGAUGGCAAGAGGACUAGGAGUGUAGAGUAUGGGAGCAUAGACAGAAGAGUGCACCCAGGACACAGUCACAAGGAACACCAUAAACCGCCCAACAAGGCAGCCACACUGCCCAUGUCAAGGACAGGCAACUCCAUGGAGAGUGACACAGGAGGCUCCACACCGGCUCCAGUCAUCAACAUUGAGGCUCCAAGGGGGAUGAUUCCCUAUGAAUUCCAGGAUGCCAUUGGCAGACGGCGCCACAGUGAAGGAUCAGAUGCAGAGAUCUCCGAUGCUGAGCUGAGUGAGUUACAGGCUAUGGCUGAUAUGAUAGAUGAGUAUCACUAUGCGGUGCGUGUUUUACCAGGACAGGACCCUGCUCAGGUGUUUGUGGGCUGGGUGACUCCAGGUUUCCACUUCAGUGAAGCUGCUUUUGAUAUGAAGAAAACAAGACAUGUAGUCUUAACAACACUAGAAUCUGAUCAUACUCUGAAGCAAAGUGUUAGUAGGAAGAAUUGUUACAUGGUAUCAGCAGGAGACCUUCAGCAGAGGUAUGCAGGCCUGAGUCAGGAGAGCUCUGGGAAGCGAACCUCCCCAGGGUUUGUGGUGGGCUGUUUUAUUGACACCAGCACUGGUCUCCUGUCCUUCACUGUUAACGGUAAAGAAGUAGCCAACAAGUACCAGGUAGAGCCAGGAACUCGUCUGUUUCCAGCGGUCAUCUGUGAACCAACCAUCAAAGAGAUGCUGCAGUUUGAACUGGGCCAUACAAAGUACACACUACCUCUAUCUGCUGCUGUGUUCAGGGGCCCUAAACAGGUGAUCCCAGCCUGUCCCCCCAGGCUGGAUGUACAAGUCCUGAACCCCAGCUGCUGGGGCAGAGUUCCCUCAAAUAGUCUCAAGAUACACACCCUCAAAAUGUCAGAAAUCAAAGGAUGGAGCAUGCUUUGUGAUGAUGCAGUUGAAAUUCUCAGUGUGUACAUACCAGAAGAAGAUAGAAGCAUUGAUAUUUUAGAACUGGUUGAAAACCAGUCAUUACUGGAGUUUCAUGCCAAAACAUUGGAAUUGUAUAUGGCAGUCUGUUAUCAUGGUAAUCACAGAGUUUCUCAUGCUCUGACACAUCACAUUGACAUGCGGCAAAUGAUGUUUUGCAUACAGAGCCAGUCUCUUUGUGGGCCACUGAGGAUGGGAUAUCAUGACUUGCUGAUUGCCAUGCAUCUGGAGUCACAUGCGACUGCAAGACAAAUGACCCAGAAUGAGUACAUCAUUCCGUUGACUCCCACCACCAAGGAACUGAGUCUGUAUCGCCGUCCUAGUAAUCAGGACAGCCAGUUCAAAAUCAAACACUCCAUACCAAACAUGGACGCCAGUGUGUCCAUCCGUCCUACUCUGUACAUCACAGAGAAACAGAUAGAAACCAGAGUCAAAGAAGCAGGACAAGAUUCCACAUCUCCCUUCUUCCCCAUUGAGAAGCUGAAGGAACAUGUUCUGUGUGCCUUACGGGAUGCCACCAUAAAGGGAGCCGCCCACAUCAGAGAUCCUGUGGGGGGAAGCAAUGCUGAUCUUUUUGUACCAUUGCUUAAAAUGGUGGAUAAUCUGCUGGUGAUGGGUGAGCUGACAGAUGAUGAUUUAAUCUAUGUGUUACGGUUGAUUGACCCUGAAGCUUUUGAUGACCACUACAUUCCAGGGAACAAGAAGGAAGGAAUUCUAAACAUGAAGCUGGAUGAGGCAGUCAAAUUGGAGAUGUGCCACUUCUUACAACACUUGUGUGACCUUCAACUUCGACACCGCGUGGAGUCUGUGGUGGCGUUCUCUGAUAAUUACGUGGAGUCUUGUCAGAAUGACCAGAAGAGGAGGUACAUUGAGAUCAAGCAGUCAGACCUACCCUCUGCUGUUACAGCUAAAAUGACAAGGGAAUUCCGCUGUCCGCCAGCUGAACAGAUGAGAAAUUUGCUGGCAUUCAAAAAUCCAGAAGAAUUGGAAGAACCAGUUCAGUAUUCCCCAUUCCAAGAAGAGAUGCAUGCAAGACUCUGGCAAUUCCAUGAGAGUUUGAUACACCAUUGUUCCAUGCCCACAGCCCCAGAGGUGGAGGGGGAGGAGGGAGAAAGAGAAAAGACUGAGGAGAAACCACCACCCUCCACGGGCGAGAAACUUUUACAGCUGGUGUGGAAGGCCAAGGAAGAGGCCCCAGCCAUUGUGGAGGGCCGAGGAGACUCUGCUCCAGCAACUCUUCAAAAUUUGAUACAACACACUGUGAUUAAGUGGGCUGAAGAACAUACAAUCCAAAACCAGGACCUAGUGAGAGAGAUGUUCUGUUUGCUUCACAGGCAGUAUAAUGGCAUAGGAGAGCAACUGAUGGCAUUAGAAAAGGCUUAUGUGAUAAGUAUUGGAAGUAAAGAUGACAUUAAACAGCUGUUGAGAGCUUUAGGAAACAUACGAUCUCUGCUAUUGGUACAGGCUGGACCCAGUGAAGAAGAUCUCAUGAAAAACAGCCUCAAAGAACUGAUGGACAACAAGGUGUUUUUCCAGCACCCUGACUUGAUGCGAGCCCUCUGUGUUCAUGAGACAGUGAUGCAACUAAUGGUCAACACACUGAACAAAGCACAGCAACAACAACAGUCUGCCAACAGUGCCAUGGCAGAACUUAUCUCCUCCCAGCAGGGAAGGCGUGGCUCCUUCAUUCCCUCAGGGACGUUCGACAGCCUGGUGGAGCAUACCAAGGAUGCUGCAGCAGAAAUGGUGGUCAUGUGUUGCCGGUUCCUGUGCUAUUUCUGUAGAACUAGUCGACAAAACCAGAGAGCCAUGUUUGAACACCUUAGUUAUCUGCUGGAAAACAGCAGUAUGUUACUUGCACGUCCCUCAUUGCGUGGAUCCUGUCCCCUUGAUGUGGGCUACUCCUCCCUAAUGGACAACAAUGAACUGGCCCUGGCCCUCAGAGAGAGUCACCUGGAGAAGAUUGCCAUGUACCUGUCCAGGUGUGGCCUGCAAUCCAAUGCUGAGCUUACAGAGAAGGGCUACCCAGACAUUGGCUGGGAUCCUGUGGAGGGGGAGAGGUUCCUUGACUUCCUCAGGUUCUGUGUCUGGGUUAAUGGAGAGAGUGUAGAAGAGAAUGCCAAUCUGGUUGUUCGCCUUUUGAUCCGACGUCCAGAGUGUCUGGGUCCUGCUCUCAGAGGGGAGGGUGGGGGACUGCUAAAGGCCAUCAAAGAUGGCAUUAGAAUGUCUGAACAGAUUGCAGCUUCUAAGGAUGGUUUAGCUGGAAGUUAUUUGUCUGCUCUCAAUGAUGAAGAUGAUUCUGGAGGAAGAUAUCUCUUCCAAAGCAAGUAUGACUUUUCCUCCCUCCCUCCUGAGGAUGACGAGGAUUAUGUGGACAUGGGAGGGGCUAUUCUGACCUUCUACUCCAGUCUGGUGGACUUACUUGGACGUUGUGCCCCAGAGGCUGAGGCCAUCAAAUCAGGACGGAGUGACUCUAUUAGAGCUAGAUCCAUCCUACGUAGCUUGGUAUCCAUGGAGGACUUAGAGGGAGUGCUGGGUCUGAGGUUCAUAUUGCCUGUCAACCAACCUCAACCUUCAGGAGAUGAUGCUGAUAGCACAGCCCCUCCCACAGUUAGUUUUCCCCCAGGACUGAUUCCAACACACAAGGCCUCUAUAAUGAUGUUCUUAGAGAGGGUAUAUGGGAUAGAAGAUCAGGCUACGUUCUUCAGAAUUCUGGAGGAUGCCAUACUGCCAGAUCUUAGGGCAGCAACUACCUUAGACAAUCAGAUGAAUGCAUCAGAAAAUGACAUGGCCUUAGCCUUGAAUCGUUACAUCGGGAGCAAUGUGCUGCCAUUCCUGACAAACUACAGCCACUACUUUAGUGACGCUGACCAUGCCUCUGCCUUGUUAGACUCCACUCUCAAUACUGUCUAUAGACUGUCAAAGUGUCACUCGCUUACCAAGGGACAGAUGGAUGCUGUAUCCAACUUCCUUAUAUCAUUCACAAACCAGCUAAGGCCACCAAUGAUGACAAAGCUGCUGAGAAAACUGACCCAUGAUGUGCCUGUUCUAAAUGAGAACACAGUUAUACCACUGAGGGUUCUAACCUCCUAUUAUGAAAGAUGUGGACGUUAUUACAGUGUGGUUGGGUGGGGUUCCUAUGGAAGUGCGACAGAGGAGGAAAAACGACUGACAAUGAUGUUGUUCACAGGGAUAUUUGAUGCCUUGGCACAGAGAUCAUAUGACCCUGAAUUGUUCUCAAAAGCCCUGCCCUGCUUGUCAGCCAUUGGUUGUGCCUUGUCACCUGACUACUCAUUGUCCAAUCAGGAUGACCGUUGGUUGAGCGACUCUAGUGAGGACUCUGAUGGUUCAUAUAAUCCACAACCAGUUGACACAUCCAGAGUACAUUUGAAUCAGAACUAUGAUGUGACCAUCAACAGAUUUGCAGAACAUUUCCAUGACUGUUGGGCCAUCAAAAAGAUUGAUCAGGGAUGGGUGUUUGGCACAAACUAUGAUGAAGAAAGAAAAACUCACCCAAUGCUUAAACCAUACCACCUAUUAGAUGAAGAUAGCAAAGCCAAAUACAUGGAUCCUAUCAAGGAGAAUCUGAAGGUGAUGUUAUCCUGGGGCUGGGUACUAGAACAAGACCAGGCUAGAUUACAGGCCAACAGAGAAAGCAUGAGACGCCGCAUGUCAAAAGAUGGGGCUCAUCAUGGAUAUAGUCCCAAACCAUUUGAUCUCAGAAAUAUGACUUUGACCAGAGAGAUUCAGGCACUUGCAGAAAGACUCGCAGAAAACUCUCAUGAUCUCUGGGCAAAGAAAAAGAAACAGGAGCUAGAGGAGAUUGGUGGUGGGGUCCACCCUCAGUUGGUGCCUUAUGAUACCCUGACAGACAAAGAGAAGAGAAAAGUCCGAGAUCACGCCCAGGAGCUUCUCAAGUUCCUCCAGUUCCAGGGAUACAGAGUCAGCAGUAGCAGUGAGUCGGACUUAAGCGAACAGAGACGUAAAUCUGGUUCUAGACCUGCCAAGGACAAGAACGCAGAUGGAGUGGGCGUGUCAGCCACAGAGAAGAGGUUCGCCUACAGUCUGCUGGAGAAGUUACUGGGUUACUUUGACAAUGCCUCCACCAAUCUUAUGGAGACCAGGCCAAGCAGUCGAUUCAGUCGCAGGGGAAGCUACUCCACUGCCUCAGAGGAUGUCAAAUUUUUUGCCAAGGUUGUCCUUCCAUUUGUCAAGAAGUAUUAUCAUGCACACAAAGACUAUUUUGUUGGAAAAGCAGGAUCUUCUACGAGUUCCUCUAUGGCCUCUGUGAAAGAGAAAGAAAUGACAGCAAGCUUAUUCUGCAAGCUGGCAGCCACUCUGAGAACAAAGAUAACAGCGUUUGGUCAUGAUGUCAACAUCUCGGUACGAUGCCUGCAGGUGCUGGUCAAAGCUGUGGAUGCUAGGUCAGUAGUGAAAAACAGCCCGGAAAUGGUAAGAGCCUCUCUGCUGCCAUUCUUCAAUAAUGCAGCAGAUGACUUGGCCCAGGUUGUGGACAAUUUAAACAAAGGUCGUUUUAGUCAUGUGAAGGGCACCAUUACUCGGGGGGCCACCAGCCUUGACUACGUCCACAUGGUGCUUCUGCCAGUACUGACCUCUAUGUUUGAUCAUCUGGGUACCAACAACUUUGGACCUGAUCUCAUUGUUGGUGAUGCUCAGCUGGCAUGUUAUCGUAUCCUGAAUUCUCUCUACUGCCUGGGAACCAGCAACAACACCAUCAUAAACAGGGACACUAUUUUAUCGGAGUUGUCAAGACACCGACCAGCCUUAGGAGAGUGUCUGAGCUCCUUUGCCGGCUGUUUUCCUGUUGCCUUUUUGGAGCCUGAACGCAACAAGUAUAAUCGCAACUCAAUCAUGUUUGGGAUUGAUGAGGAAAAACUUGCUGAGCAUUCCUUAGAAGCUCAAGAGGUAAUGGAACUCCUGGCACAGACACUGCCUGGACUUCAGAAAAUUAUAGAAGAAAUAGCAGAGCUGGCAGAAUCUGGAGGGAAAUACCAGGAAGCUCCUCAUGUGAUUGAGGUCACCCUGCCAAUGUUAUGCAGUUACCUACCAUUCUGGCUGUCUCACAGUGAAGCUGAUGGAGUGAACAAGGUCACGGCAGUCACAGAGGAGUUGAUGAAUCAGGUUCUUGGCAAUGUUUUAAAACUCAUCCGCAAUAACAUUGGAGCUAAAGAUGCUCCUUGGAUGAACAGAAUUGCAACUCGAACACAGCCAAUUAUUGCCAACUCCACCCCAGACAUGAUCAAAGACCACUUCCUCCCAAUCGCCAUUAUUCUACAGAAGAAUGGUCAAAUUGUGGAGAGAAAGGAGAAACAGCUUCUGGCCAGUAAACAUGGCUCCAGUGAAACUGCUGAUCUUGAAGCAGAGGUUCAGCAGUCUUAUGGUAUACUCGUGAGAGACAUCUAUGCAUUUUUCCCACUGCUGAUUAAGUAUGUAGAUCUUCAUCGAUCCCAUUGGCUCAAACAUCCCUCCAUGGAUGCUGAGGAACUGUUUAGCUGUGUGGCUGAACUCUUUGGACUAUGGUCCAAGUCUAUAAUGUUUAAGAGAGAAGAGCAGAACUUUGUGUUGGGUAAUGAAAUUGACAACAUGGCUUUGAUAAUGCCCAGUCAGUCCAAGUCUAGCUCCUCCCCCCCUACUGCGGCCAUCCCUGGCCCUGAUGCAGCCAGUACCAAGAGGACAGGGCGUAAGAGGGAGAAGAAACGAUUAGAGCCACACAACAGCCUCAAUGUGGCGUGUCUGAAGAGGCUACUGCCGAUAGGGCUGAGCUUCUUCAGUGGAAGGGAACAGGAGUUACUUCAACAAGUCAAACAGAAACUUAUAGAGCGAAGCUCAGAUGAGUCGGAUUAUGAUUUCGAUUUAACGGAAUCAGAGGCGGAUAUUGAGGACUUUAUGCAGCAGAAGCUGGAAGCAGAGGAAGGGCCAACAGAUGAAAAAGUUCGAUGGCAGAAGGUUCUGUACACAAAAAUAGGGGGUGUGGAGAGAACCAAUGUUGACCAGCAUCACGUGCUAGAGAGAAUUCUGUCAAUGGCCAAAGUCAUGCAUGGACUUCAUAUGGUCUGCGAGGUGGAACAUCCAUCAGGCAGCCACAAGAAUGUAUGGAAGAAGGUCAUCUCCACCCAGAGAAAGCGAGCCGUCAUGGCCUGUUUCAGGAUGGUGCCUCUCCACAGUCUUCCAAGACAUAGAGCUAUAAAUCUGUUCCUGUGCUCCUACAAAGACCAGUGGCUGGCAACUGAAGAAUAUGAAAAGAAAGUACUUAUUGAGGACCUAACUAGAUCUGAUGAAGAGGAAGAAGACAUUGAGAAGAAAGAGGAGGUAGAGGUCAAACCAGAUCCACUGGAUCAACUAAUUACCUGUCUAAGCCGAGCCGCCACCAAAGAGCAACAUGGAAGUCUGCCAGAAGACAGCUUAUACAUGUCGUAUGCUGAGAUUAUGGCACAGAGUUGUCAUGGUGAGGAUGAGGAUGAUGAUGACGAGGGAGGAGAAGAGGAGGGACCGGGAUCCUCCUUCCAGGAACAAGAGAUGGAGAAGCAACAGUUACUUUUCGAGCAGUCUAGACUGGCUGACCGUGGUGCAGCAGAGAUGGUCCUCCUGUACAUCAGUGCCAGCAGAGGAGAAAAUAGUCCUAUGGUAGCUGACACGAUAGAGCUGGGAAUAUCUCUUCUAAGAGGAGGAAAUGUAGAAGUUCAAAAGAACAUGCUAAAGCACCUGAAAGAGAAAAAAGAUGUUGGAUUUUUUUCAUCUGUGUCUGGACUAAUGCAGCAAUGCAGUGUUCUGGAUUUGGAUGCUUUUGAGAGAAUAAACAAAGCAGAGGGGUUAGGAAUGAGCUCAGAUGCCUGCUCAGGAGAGAAAAAUCUAGAGGAUGCAGCAACGACAUGUAAACUUUUCCGAUUUCUCCAGCUGCUUUGUGAAGGUCAUAAUCUGGAAUUCCAGAACUACCUGCGUACCCAGGCUGGUAACAACACGACUGUGAACAUUGUGAUCUGCACUGUGGACUAUUUGUUGAGAUUGCAGGAAUCUAUCAUGGACUUCUAUUGGCACUACUCCGGUAAAGACAUCAUUGACCCUUCAGGAAAAGGAAACUUCUGUCGCGCCAUUAAUGUAGCCAAACAGGUGUUCCGUACCCUCACAGAAUACAUACAGGGUCCUUGUUCCCUGAACCAGCUUGCCCUAGCACACAGUCGACUCUGGGAUGCAGUAGGAGGGUUCCUUUAUAUAUUUGCCCACAUGCAAGAUAAGCUUUCCAAGGAUUCAACACAGCUGGAACUGCUUAGAGAAUUCAUGAAACUCCAGAAAGAAAUGAUGAUUAUGCUGUUAUCUAUGUUAGAGGGAAAUGUGAUGAAUGGUCCAAUAGGAAAACAGAUGGUGGACACUCUUGUAGAGUCUCAGGCCAAUGUGGAGAUGAUUUUGAAGUUCUUUGACAUUUUCCUGAAAAUGAAGGACCUUACAUCAUCAGAAGCCUUCUUGGAAUUUGAUGCCAAUAAGGAUGGCUACAUUUCAGCCAAAGAAUUUAAACGUGCUAUGGAGGCACAGAAAAUGUAUUCUCGAGAGGAGAUCGAGUACAUCAUGAUGUGUGUGGACGCUAACCAGGAUGGGAAGGUGGAUUUUAACGAGUUCACUGAUCGAUUCCACAAUCCCGCCAAAGACAUAGGCUUUACAAUGGCUGUCCUCCUCACCAAUCUGUCAGAGCACAUGCCUAAUGACCCCAGAUUGGAGCGGUUCCUAGAGAAGGCCCGCUCUGUGCUAGACUAUUUUGGUCCCUAUCUGGGCAGGAUAGAGAUCAUGGGCAGUGCUAACAAGAUCGAGAGAGUAUACUUUGAAAUCAAACAAUCUCACAUUGACCAAUGGGAGAAACCACAGAUCAAGGAGUCCAAGAGAUCAUUCCUGCACAGUGUGGUCAAUGAGGGAGGUGACAAAGAGAAACUAGAGAGCUUUGUCAAUUUCUGUGAAGACACUAUAUUUGAGAUGCAGCAUGCCACCAGUAUUAGUGCUGAGGAACAGAGGAUGGCAGCACUGAGGAGUGGCAUGGGACUGCAAGAGGAGAGUGGAGGAGGAGUGCUGGAGCCACUGAAGAUGACGUACCGCUUCCUGUAUAAUGCUGUGGCCACAUUCCUGUCAUUUUUCACGUGGACAAACCUGAAAACGACUUACCAGGCAUUCAAGAGGAUGACCUGGCCCCAGGUGAUCUGGACACUGGUCAAACUCUGUGUCAAACUGGCCUUCACACUCCUAACUUUCGUGUUUCAUGUGUUCUGGACAUUGUUGAAAUUUGUGGUGAACAUGAUGAAGGGUGAGCAAGAUAAAGAAACCAUAGAACAGCCAGAAAUCCUAGCUCUUCCAGCACCCUCCCUUCCCGAAGAACAGAAGACGGAGCCUAUAUUGAAUGGGGUUCCAGGUGUUCCCACAGAAGAAGGGCUCACCACCCCCACUGCUGUCCAACAAGAGACUGGGGCAGAGAGUCCAGAACCCAGUACAUCUACAGAACCACCCACAGAGGUCACUACACAGGAUACCACCUCCCCACCAGCACCACCCAUCCCUCCUCCCAGGACCUCUGCAGAUAGUAAAUCCAAAUCAUCCGAGGAAGAUGUUCCAUAUGAGACUAAGGGAUUUGAUUAUGGAAAAUAUGUUCUUUAUUUAAGGGUAUUAGGACAGAAGUUAUUUUCUAUAGGGAGUCUGUUUGCCCGUAAUUUCUACAACUUUAAGUAUGUUGCCCUGUUCCUUGCCUUUAUUAUCAACUUCCUGCUGCUCUUCUACAAGGUUAACAAGGUGCCCCAUGAACAAGAAGUGUCAGAUGGGAACCAGACAGAAGAAGAGGAGUUUGACGAGGUGGUUACAAUGCAGGGAGAAACCUACAUGCAGAUUGUUGCCCGACUUCUGGCCGUGGUCCAUUCUCUGGUUUCAUUUUCAAUGCUGAUUGCCUACUACUGCCUCAAAGUGCCUCUAGUCAUAUUCAAGAGAGAGAAGGAGAUUGCCAGAAAGUUGGAGUUUGAAGGAUUAUGGGUAGCUGAACAACCAGGAGAAGAUGACCUCAAAGGUCACUGGGAUAAACUGGUUCUCAACACACAAUCCUUCCCAGAUAGUUACUGGGACAAGUUUGUUAAAAAGAAAGUACGUGCCAGGUAUGCUGAGCAGUAUGACUAUGAAGCUAUUAGUAACUUACUGGGAAUGGACAAAGAAGAUUCAAUCAAAAUUGAAGAAACAAAAUCUUCAGGAUUCUUCCCAAGUUUCUUGUUCAAUGUUGACUGGCAGUAUCAGAUUUGGAAAUGGGGUGUCAUUUUCACUGACAAUUCUUUCCUCUAUAUCGCAUGGUACUUCAUCUUUUCUGCCAUGGGAAAUUUCAAUUACUUUUUCUUUGCUGCUCAUUUGUUGGAUGUUGCCAUUGGUUUCAAGACACUAAGAACAAUUUUACAGUCUGUAACACACAAUGGAAAACAGCUGGUGCUGACAGUGAUGUUGACCAGUGUGGUUGUCUAUAUCUACACUGUUAUAGCCUUCAACUUUUUCCGCAAGUUCUAUGUCAAAGAAGAGGAUGGCUCUGUUGACUAUAAGUGUCAUGACAUGCUCACUUGUUUUGUGUAUCACUUACACACUGGAGUUCGAGCAGGAGGAGGAAUUGGUGACGAGAUAGAGCCUGCAGAUGGCGAUCCAUUUGAAGUGUACAGAAUUCUCUUUGACAUCACCUUCUUCUUCUUUGUCAUUGUCAUUCUUCUAGCCAUCAUUCAGGGUUUAAUUAUUGAUGCCUUUGGAGAACUGAGAGAUCAACUUGAACAAGUGAAAGAAGAUAUGGAGUCAAAAUGUUUCAUCUGUGGAAUAGGAAAAGAAUAUUUUGAUAAAGUCCCUCAUGGUUUUGAAACCCAUGUCAUGAAAGAACAUAAUUUUGCCAAUUACAUGUUUUUCUUGAUGCACCUGAUUAACAAGCCUGACACUGAGUACACAGGCCAGGAAUCGUACGUGUGGGAGCUGUAUCAGCAGCGAUCGUGGGACUUCUUCCCAGUCGGGGACUGUUUCAGAAAACAAUACGAAGACGAGGGGGACAAGAGCUGAACAGCUCUCUCCUCUCGCUGACUCACAAUUGACAAGACUUCAGAUGCAAAUCCCUGAUCUUGCUUCUUUGAUAUCAAUCUUGGGAUGUACACACAUGGAGAUACAAUAUUUUGUGAUCUUUUUUUUUUUGUAUUCUGCACCUUUUUUUCUUUGUUUUCUGAAGUUUGCUAUGAACUAGAAACAAAGCAUCUGAAUGUUUUUUAAUUACUAAGUUCUGUUUAGGGGUACCCUAAAGCAGAAGUUAAAUAAUGAAUAGAGUGAAAGAGAUUCUGUAUUAACAUUAUACUGAUCAGCAAUUGAAUGCUGUGUAUGUGUGUGUUGAAAAGACUGACAAACAAGAGAAAAAAGAGUGAAUGUUGUCUUGGCUUUUUGUCACAGGAGGUACUUGAAGUUUGAUGAAGAAUUGAAAAUACCCUUUGAUAUUUUUGUCUCAUUGAUUUUAAAAUUUUAAAGCUUCUGACAAUCUUCGUGUUGAAUUGUAUUAACCCGUUUGUGAGUUUAUUGUGAUGGAGUGCAAUAUUUUCCUCUGAAUUCUUUUGAAUUUCUGUAGUUUUUUGUCAUUCAUCUAUUUACAUGAGUAUAUCUACCAUGAUUUGUUUUCAUGUGCAAUAUUUUAUGCCCUAAAAAAGGUUUGUUAUUUAUUAGAAAUUAUGGUUUUUAACACCCACUUUUUAUUUAUCUAUUUAAUAAUAAAGAACAGAUAAGGAGUC
Messenger RNA from Saccostrea echinata, 16410 nucleotides. RefSeq names its product ryanodine receptor-like. Gene Ontology annotation, cellular component: sarcoplasmic reticulum membrane; smooth endoplasmic reticulum; Z disc. Bases 89 to 15700 code for a protein of 5203 amino acids. The transcript is spliced from 116 exons. NCBI's taxonomy places the organism in Eukaryota, Metazoa, Mollusca, Bivalvia, Ostreida, Ostreidae. The record is from RefSeq and is a predicted model, not a curated record. Gene Ontology annotation, biological process: intracellular calcium ion homeostasis; calcium ion transmembrane transport. Gene Ontology annotation, molecular function: calcium ion binding; ryanodine-sensitive calcium-release channel activity; protein binding.